AUGAUCAUCCCCAUCCGCUGCUUCUCCUGCGGCAAGGUCGUCGGCGACCUCUGGGAGAAAUACCUCGAGCGCAUAGAUAGCGGCAUGGAUGAUGCGGAAGCCAUCGACAGCCUCAACCUCCAGCGCUACUGCUGCCGGCGCAUGCUGCUCACCCAUGUUGACCUUAUCGAGAAACUCCUCAAGUACAAUGCGAGCGAGAGGGAGCAGGCGAGGGCUAUGCGGCGGUAGUGAGAGGGCCCUUGCGCCCUUGAAAUAAUG
Molecule: messenger RNA, 258 nt
Organism: Trematosphaeria pertusa
Lineage: Eukaryota; Fungi; Ascomycota; Dothideomycetes; Pleosporales; Trematosphaeriaceae
Exons: 4
Coding region: 1-228 (75 amino acids)
Biological process (GO): tRNA transcription by RNA polymerase III; transcription by RNA polymerase II; transcription by RNA polymerase I
Cellular component (GO): RNA polymerase II, core complex; RNA polymerase I complex; RNA polymerase III complex
Molecular function (GO): DNA-directed RNA polymerase activity; DNA binding; zinc ion binding
Source: RefSeq, a predicted model, not a curated record